AUGUCUUCAAUCCUAAACUCAAUUGGCCUCCGCGCCGCCCCGGGCGAGCAGGCCCCUAACUUUGCUGCCGGCUUCCUGGUGGCCAACUGGGUUUUCGCGUACGCUCUAAUGAGCACUCGCGGCACCAAAAUGCGCUACGGUCUCGACAACAACGUUGCGCCUCGCGAGGAUCUGUCCAAGUACGGCGAGGCGGCUGUCAAGGCGGGCAAAAUUAGCCAGCGUGCUCUGAACAAGCUGAAGCGUCAAGAGGCAGCGCACGCCAAUGCUGUCGAGGGGUAUCCUCUGUUUGUCGCGGCUAUGCUGCUGUCUGUGGUCGCUGGUGUUCCCCAUGAGACUAUCAACACCAUCGGUGUGUGGUACACCCUGUCUCGGGUCGCUUACAGCUUGUGUUACUCGCACAUUGAGUCUCGUAGUCUUAGCUACCUUCGCUCUGUGACCUGGUGGUCUGGUAACAUUAGCUGCAUCACUGGUCUGGUGUUGGCUGGCAAGAAGCUGUAA
This is a messenger RNA of Penicillium atrosanguineum, 498 nucleotides long. Its product is annotated as MAPEG family protein. The transcript has 3 exons. Gene Ontology annotation, cellular component: membrane. The coding region runs from base 1 to 498 and encodes 165 amino acids. The record is from RefSeq and is a predicted model, not a curated record. Lineage: Eukaryota; Fungi; Ascomycota; Eurotiomycetes; Eurotiales; Aspergillaceae.